UUAGAGGCGACUGCGGUGAGAAGAGACUCCAACUGUGGGUUAAUUCUAGUAUUUCCUCGUUUUCUGGGUCAAUUCAGUCAGUUAGGAACCAGAGAAAACGCCUGUAACUCCAUUUUACUCAACUGUCCCGUCAUUACACCUGCUGAUCCAGACAGAAAUAUGAAUUUCUUGCACAAUCUAUCUUAAAAAAUGUUCAGAAAAUGUUUAACUUUUACAUUGUCAUCGGCAAAAAUGGCUGAAAUGACAGUGGACGAGGCUUUAAAUAGGCUCAAACAUAUAAAAUAUCUUGUUGACGCCAUAUUUAAUGAUAAAAACUCUUUAAAAAAAACAUCCGUCCUUAAUUAACUAAAUAUCUGAGAACAGCCACCGAAACACGUCAGACCUCCUGCAGCAAAACGAAGUCGAUUGUUCAUCUGGAGGAGUAUAUUUAGAUUGAAUGGAGGGAUGUUUUCUCUGGAUUUGAGCUCUUUAUAAGUUCACUUGUCAUUAUUUACAAAACAACAAUACUUUUUUUUCUGCAGGAAAAACUGUAAGAAUAAGGUAUUUUUUUCCCACUUUUUCCUCACAAAGUUGCUCAAAUAUGAGACUGACAAUGAAAAUGAGCUUAUGACAACCAGUGGAGACGUGUUUUAUGAUGCGACCUGAAGAGAUUUGUGUUUGUUUGCUGUUGCAGAAGAUGCAGAUGUCCCACCGGUCCGUGCAGUGGCUCACCGUCCUGCUUUGUGUCGUCUUCACAACCAUCCGGUGUCAACAGAGCGAGAGCCGUCGAGCUGUAACUGAACACCAGCUGAUGCACGACCGCAGCAAAAACAUCCAGAGUCUGAAGAGACUCAUCUGGCUGUCCAGCGCCAUCGAGGGGCUCCACACGGCCCAGACCCGCUCCGCUGCUUUCGACCCCACAAAGGUUCUGGAUCUGGCUCUCAAUCCGGCGCUGGUCCCUGCUGCCAGGAGCCUCCAGCCCGGCCGGGUGCAGAGCGUCCUCAGAGACUUCUUUAACCCGUACAUGACUCAGCUGCCUGACAGAGAGUCCUAACAUGAAGCCGCUGCACAUACACACACAUUAAAAAUGAUCAUUUAACUGUGUCCGUCGUUUGAACAAUGAGACAAAUGAAGCACAAAAUCACCUGUAGUGUCGAGACAUUCAGCCGGGGGGGGGAAAGAAAAAAACCUCACUCACCAGAAUAAAUGUUGCUAAUGAACGUUUCUACUUUACAUUUCUUUAGGAUCAGUUCCCAGCGCCGCUCUUACGAUCUGAUCAGGGUUUAGGUACAAAAACCACUGGGUUAGGGUUAGAAAGGGACCAUGUUCUAGUCCAAAACAUGUUCUGGUCGCGACAAACGUGGCCGGAGAUGUUCCCAGUUCACCUUAAAGAGACGCCAUGUAGUUUUGGAGAAGUCAGUCAAACUCAUGACUGAAAUAUCAAACUGCUCUCAGAGGAUAAAAAAGACCCCAGGACACUGUUUGAAGAUAGAAAGGUGGCAGGGUCCGCCACUUAUAAACAAAUUAAAAAACAGUAUGAACUUUUCCUUUAACGUCAGUGUGUGUUUAUUCAGCUUAUUCACUCAUGACAACAACAAGAGUUUGUUUGUUCUUCUCCAAAACUGCACAGUGCAGCUUUAAAUAUCAGUUUUAAAACAUGAAUAUUUAGACGCCGUGGUCCCUUGUUGAAAAUCUCCAGUGGUUUGAAACGUACUCGUCCUGUCGGUCUGGUUUAAAGCCUUUGACGUGCAACAAAUGUUAACGUAUCAGUGGUUUGCAGUGAUGUUAAGUGACAGCAUUUUAUUUUGGCGUCUGGGCUGAAUGCAUUUAUGGUACCAAAGUAAGAUCUGAGUUUGAGCUACCUGAAUGUUUAUCAGUGAGCAGCUUUUAUUUAUUUAUCUUUUUUUUUUUUUGUCAUAAUCUAUGAUCUACAUUCUACA
Molecule: messenger RNA, 1919 nt
Organism: Acanthopagrus latus (yellowfin seabream)
Lineage: Eukaryota; Metazoa; Chordata; Actinopteri; Spariformes; Sparidae
Gene: pth4
Product: parathyroid hormone 4
Exons: 2
Coding region: 632-1033 (133 amino acids)
Biological process (GO): regulation of chondrocyte differentiation; osteoblast development; bone mineralization
Cellular component (GO): extracellular region
Molecular function (GO): peptide hormone receptor binding; hormone activity
Source: RefSeq, a predicted model, not a curated record